Messenger RNA from Topomyia yanbarensis, 4320 nucleotides. RefSeq lists its product as uncharacterized. Lineage: Eukaryota; Metazoa; Arthropoda; Insecta; Diptera; Culicidae. The record is from RefSeq and is a predicted model, not a curated record. Gene Ontology annotation, molecular function: nucleic acid binding. The transcript has a single exon. Gene Ontology annotation, biological process: DNA integration. The coding region runs from base 1 to 4320 and encodes 1439 amino acids.
AUGAUCGAAAAGGACACUUCCCUCACGGCGAUUGAGAAGUUUCACUACCUUUUGACGGUGCUAUCUAAAGAUGCUAGAACGCUUGUGGAAUCUAUCGAGGUAACAGCCGCAAAUUACGGGGUGGCUUGGACCAUGCUACAGGAACGCUUCGAAAAUAAAAAGAUCAUCGCCCGCACUUUGAUGGAUGGAUUCCUCGAUGCUGAACCGAUGAGGAAGGAAUCGUAUGAUACUUUAGUGACACUCAUCGACUCGUACGAACGCAACCUGCUUCAGUUGAAGAAAAUUGGUCUUCCAACCAAUGGAUGGUCCCAUUUACUUGCGCAUUUGCUGUAUAAACGUUUGGAUGCAGAUAUUCAAAGGCAUUGGGAACGAUGUCACAAAUCUCGCGAGACACCGAAUUAUGAAGAACUAGUUAAAUUUCUGCGUGAGCAUCUCGCUACGCUUCAGCCGCUUGCGACUAUCAAACAUCGGGCACAAGACCAACGUCACGAUUCGUUGAAGCUCCCAACGAAACAAAGGAUUGAAUCCACGCUUACGACAAUUACCUCUUCAAAGCGAUCAUGUCCACUCUGCCAAAAACCGUCACAUUCUCCUUUCAAAUGCGAAUCCUUCAACAAAAUGAAUCCUGUCCAAAGACUUGAAGCAGUAAAGAAGGCUGGUCUUUGUCUAAAUUGCCUUUCCUCUUCCCAUUUGGUCCGGGCUUGUCCGAGCUCAGCAUGUCGAGUUUGUGGUCAGAGGCAUAACACGAUGCUACAUUUGCGAUCACCCAAUGGCGCAUCGAGCCAAAAUCAAGAAACGAUUCCAUCGCAACACGUCUCCGCAGUGCAGAUUCAAUCCAACCCUCUGGCAAAGAUAGCAGAAUCGCCAAUGCAAACUUGUGCUGCUUCGUUACAACCUCCACAAAAUCCUACCCAAUCCAACGCCUCUGCUAGCCGCUCGCCUGUUGCCCUUCCUGCAAGUUCGUCCGCUACCAGUAACGUAGUAUUCCUCUCAACGGCAGUAGUCCGAAUUGCAGAUUUGCACGGAAAUACUCAUCUGGCACGAGCUCUUUUGGACUGCUGUUCCGAACGAAAUUUACUUAGUGAACGUCUAGCACAAAAACUCGAUCUUCAUCUGCAUCUAGCUGAUCCAAAUUUCCACGAGCCCAAUCGAAUUGACGCUAUAAUUGGAGCAGAGGUGUACUAUCGUUUACUUUCGGAUGGUUUCGUUGAGCUCGGUCCAAACUUGCCGAUUCUCAAGGAAACCGUUUUUGGUUGGAUUGUUUCCGGGAAAUGUGACACAUCCCCCAGCCAACCACUUGCUACCAUGCUGGUAUGUAGUAACGCCGAUCUCGAAAUGCAAAUGGCAAGAUUUUGGGACCUCGAAUCCUGUCGGUCCGAAAACACACUUUCGGCGGAGGAACGCCAGUGUGAGUCGUAUUUCUCGGAAACAACAUACCGAGAUUUAAACGGACGCUUCGUCGUAUCACUGCCCAAAAGGGAAACCCUUCUCACUAGCCUUGGAGAAUCUUAUGCUACGGCUUUGCGACGUUAUUUGUCAUUGGAAAGACGGCUGCUAAUAAAGCCAGCUCUUCUGAAAGCGUAUACAGCUUUCAUUCACGAGUACAUUGCACUUGGGCAUAUGGUACAAAUCGACACCACAACCGAUUCCCUUCCACCUGGGAAAAAACCCUACUACAUGCCUCAUCACUGUAUUGAACGACCGGACAGCGUAACAACGAAACUACGAGUCGUUUUCGACGCUUCGUGUGCUAGUGACACUGGACUGUCCCUGAACGAUACUUUAUUGGUUGGGCCGGGCGUACAAGACGACCUAUACAGUAUGCUUCUCCGAUUCCGGCUUCAACGUUUCGCUAUUGUAGCUGAUCUGGAGAAAAUGUAUCGGCAAGUGUGGAUACAUCCAUCCGAUCGACACUUGCAACGUAUCUUGUGGCGUGAUUCCGCGGACGAAACAGUUCGAGCAUUCGAAUUAUUGACCAUAACCUACGGUACAGCAUCGGCACCGUUCCUCGCAACCCGCUGUUUGCAACAACUCGCCGAAGACGGGAAAUCGCAACAUCCCAAGGCAGCUAAAAUCCUGUUCAAAAUUUUUUAUAUCGAUGAUCUGCUCUGUGGCGUCACGACGGUAGAAGAAGGAGUUGAGCUAUGCAAUCAGCUGAUCAGUCUGCUGCAAUCGGCCGGUUUCAAAUUGCACAAGUGGGCAUCGAACAACCCCGUCAUUUUAAACAACAUUCCUACAGAAUUGCAAGAUGACCGACAUGUGCUGGAACUGGAUUCUUCGUCAUCAUCCGUCAAUACACUAGGGCUUCUGUGGCAACCUGACGAGGACGUCUUUCGCUUUCAGGUACCACGGUGGACCACGGACUCGCCUAUCACCAAACGGCAGGUGCUGUCCGAUGCAGCGCGUCUAUUCGACCCACUCGGUCUGGUGGGGCCGACAGUUCUGCGUUCCAAACUGUUUAUGCAGGAGUUGUGGUUGUCCAAGCUUUCCUGGGACCAGCCAUUAACCGAUACACUUCAAGACACCUGGAAGGAAUUUCGCGAUGAUUUGGAGGUAUUGCGGACUUUCUCAAUUCCACGGUGGGCGGUCUCUUACGCGGACCCAGCAACCAUCGAACUGCAUGGGUUUUGUGAUGCAUCCGAGCGCGCUUACGGUGCCUGUCUAUACGUUCGGACUGUAACCGCUACAGGAUCGACUUCGGUAAAUUUGUUAACCACUAAAUCGAAGGUAGCUCCCGCAAACACUGGAAAGGGCCAACGAAGAAUCUCUUUACCUCGCCUGGAACUUUCAUCGGCACUACUGCUCAGCCAUUUGUAUGACAAAGUGAAGAUCAGUUUUCCAGCUUCCACUCGUGCUUUCUUCUGGACGGAUUCAAUGAUAGUCGUUCAUUGGCUAGCCGCAUCACCCAACCGAUGGAAAAAGUUUGUGGCUAACCGAGUAGCCGAAAUUCAACAGACCACUACACCCGGAACCUGGGGUCACGUGGCGGGGAUCGAAAAUCCAGCCGAUGCUAUUUCACGUGGUAUGAGUGCAGCACUACUAAUCGAUUUCGACAUUUGGUGGCAAGGUCCGGCGUGGCUGCACCAACCGAAAAGAUUCUGGCCAAAUAUUGUUCGGACAUCCGACUGUAUCUUCGACGCAGAUCAACUAGAGGAGAAACCCGCAACCUCGCUACCAAUUGUGCACGGAGCCUUGAGCAUCUUCAAGCUGAAAUCAUCAUUGACCGACCUCGUUCGUAUAGUCGGUUAUAUUCGUCGAUUCAUCUCUAACGCAAGAGAAAAGGACAGAAGAUCCCGCCAGAAUGGACUACUCACCACAGUAGAGCUGGAGAUGGCUCUCCAAAACCUCGUACGAGUAUCACAGCAGGAAUCAUUCCCUAAUGACAUUGGAAGCAUAAAAUCGUCGGGCCAAGUGAAACCAACUUCAAAGCUCAAAUCGCUGUCCCCAAUUCUCGUCGACGGUAUACUACGAGUUCGAGGCCGCUUACACAAUGCUUCAAUUCCAUAUAGCCAAAAACAACCGAUGAUUAUUGACAGUAAACAUCCUUUGACGCUGCUGAUAAUACGACACUAUCAUGUUAAGUUUUUGCACACAGGACCUCAGCUGCUGAUGCCAGCAGUGCGAUCUAAAUUUUGGCGUACUAGACUUCGUAAUCUUGCUCGUACCGUAACUGAACGUUGCCUGAAUUGCUUCCGCUGUAAACCAAAUCUUUCGGAGCAAAUAAUGGCAGACCUACCCUCAGUCCGCGUAUCGCCAAUCUUCCCAUUCCUUAAUACGGGAGUAGAUUUUUGUGGACCAUUUCACCUGCGGCCAUUGCAUCGAAAGGCUGCUCCACAAAAAUGCUUUGUUGCAGUGUUUGUCUGCAUGUCAACUAAGGCCGUGCAUCUAGAAGUCGUUGGAGAUCUCUCCACCGAUUCUUUCAUCGCUUCACUGAAACGGUUCGCAGCCAGACGUGGCGUCCCUCAGACCAUAUUUAGCGAUAAUGCGACCAACUUUGUCGGAGCCAGACGAACCUUGAACGAGUUUUUGCAGCUCUUUCACACCCAACAGAACCGAGAUCAAAUUGUUCGACUGUGUUCGGACGAAGGCAUUCAGUUUAGAUUCAUUCCUCCACGUUCACCACAUUUCGGUGGUAUUUGGAAGGCAGCGGUCAAAUCCCUGAAAACGCAUCUCUACCGCACACUAAAGAAUGCCCUGGUGACCAACGAACAGAUGCAGACUGUUUUAACGCAAGUUGAGGCUUGCCUAAACUCUAGGCCUCUCACGCAACUCAGCAAUGAUCCGGAAGACUUGGAUGUUUUAACGCCAGGACAUUUUUAG